Molecule: messenger RNA, 1054 nt
Organism: Trichoderma citrinoviride
Lineage: Eukaryota; Fungi; Ascomycota; Sordariomycetes; Hypocreales; Hypocreaceae
Product: transmembrane protein
Exons: 6
Coding region: 104-883 (259 amino acids)
Biological process (GO): protein folding in endoplasmic reticulum
Cellular component (GO): EMC complex; membrane
Source: RefSeq, a predicted model, not a curated record
CAAGCUCCCCCUCCAUACCAGCAGCGUCAUCGCCAGCUCCCAGGCCGCUCAAUACGGGACAACAGCGUCCCAUCAUCGCGGUGACCAGCCGAGCGAAUCCAUCAUGGCGCAAAUACCGCCCCAGACCCUGCAUAGGGAUCCCCAGCUCUUCUACUGGAUCCUCAUCCCCAUCACCAUCGUCAUGGUCCUGACCGGCGUCCUUCGCCACUAUGCAUCCGUCCUCAUGGCCACGACCCCGAAAAAGGCCGACAUCAAAGCCAUCCGCGAGCAGCGCGCCCUCGCUCACGGCGCCGCCCUACGGACCAACUACCACGUGCUGUCGCGCAAGUCAUUUGAAACCCGACGAGACUUUCUCAUUGAGGGAUUCGAGUCCGGGGCCUACCUCAAGGCGCCUAACCAGAAGGGCCAGCCGCCGGCGAACCCAAUGACGGACCCCAAUGCUAUGGAGGGCAUGAUGGGCAUGAUGAAGAACAACAUGGCCAUGAUUAUCCCCAACACGCUGAUCAUGAGCUGGAUCAAUGCCUUCUUCAGCGGAUACGUCAUCAUGAAACUGCCUUUUCCCAUUACAAUCAAGUUCAAGAGCAUGCUGCAGGCGGGUGUCCUGACCAAGGACAUGGACCCGCGGUGGAUGUCCAGCAUCAGCUGGUACUUUUUGUGCAUUUUCGGUCUGCAGUUUGUCUAUGUGUUCCUUCUUGGUAGUGACAAUGCGGCAAGCCAAAUUGCUCAGCAGAUGCAGGCCCAGCAGAUGCCCGUUGGACCCAUGGCUCCUGGACAGGAUCCGAGCAAGAUGUUCAAGGCUGAAGCCGAGAACCUGGCCGUCAUUGAGCACUACUCUGUCCUGGACGGCAUCGAGGAGCGACUGCUGGAGAGGAUCAAGGUGUAGACUUUGUAUAGCUGCUGUAAAUCAUCCAAUCAGGCACCAUCCCACCACAAACACACGCCCAGACCUUCGGCAGCCAUGCUGCCUUUGAUCUUGUAAGGCGUCUUCGCCGGCGUGUCUUCUGCUUGGGUGGGCCCGACUGGGGUCUGAUCGUGCCAUUCUUCGUCAAUGACC